AAAACAGGGACAUAUCUGCACAUGUAAAAAUUAUGAGUGGACUCGGGAGCUGAAAAGGGAGGUCUUAAGGAAAGCGACGGCAUCAAAGUCUGCAUUAUCAAGGAGGAUUUUGAGGACUCUGCAUAUAUAAUCCGACAUCAAAGGCGGAAUGUGAUUCCAAAUAACUUAUGUUAAUUAGAGAUUUUGACUAAUAUGAUUUGAACGGCUCUGAAGCACCGUGAGAAGAAUUUGAUUAUGACCACUUGAAUUGAAGGCUUUUGUCGGAGUCGUGUGUGUUUACCGUGGACCUGGUGCCAGCAGUGAUUUGGAGCCUGUAUUAGAUGAGAGGAGUUGGCCGCCGAGGGCUGGUGUCGGACUGCCGUGCGUUUGUGCCCGACGCGCACCGGAGUUUUUUCUUUUUUUUAUUGGAGAAGAUAUAACUGAGCGGAUAAUUUCAAUUCGUCCGUUUCGCAGUGACUUGCCGUCUCAUUCUUAUAGGGCUCCACUGAGAUCUGCAAGACGUUUAUGACAAGGGGGAGAAUAUUGUUUCGUCUUGUCAGUGUUCAUUAAACCGAGGACAGUGUGCGUUUCAGCUCGAUUUUUGGAGGAGAAAAAUCCGGAGGAGCGACAAGAGCUGACGAGAUCGAGGCACAAGCUCCUGGAUCAACUUGAGAAGUGAAGUUUUAAGCCUGGAAUAUAAGAAUAGAUGAUUCUCCCAGGACACGCGACCAACUACACUUAGACCAACAUGUUCAGAAGGGGCUGUGGGCUGGAGUUCCUGCUGGUUCUCUGUGGGCUGGAGUUUUCCUGGUCCUGCCCACGCCACUGCAUCUGCUACACUGCACCGAGCACCGUCUCCUGUCAAGCCCACAACUUCCUGUCAGUUCCUGACGGCAUUCCUCCUGACAGCGAACGCAUCUUUUUACAGAACAACAAGAUCCACCGCUUACUACGAGACCACUUCAGCUCCAACACUGUCACUCUGUGGAUCUACUCCAACAACAUCACGUACAUUGAGCCGUCCACCUUCCAUGGGUUCACAUUGCUGGAGGAGCUGGACCUCGGAGACAACCGCCACCUGCGCUCCUUGGCUGAAGACACCUUUCACGGGCUGAGUAGGCUCAACUCGCUUCACCUGUACCGCUGUGGUCUAAGUUCUCUUCCAAGCAAAAUAUUCCAAGGCCUGAGAAAUCUACAGUAUCUCUACUUACAGGAUAAUCAUCUAAAGUUCCUGCAGGAUGACACGUUUAUGGAUCUCCACAACCUGAGUCACCUGUUCCUGCAUGGAAACCGUCUGUGGAGCCUUAACCAGAACACUUUCAGAGGUCUGCAGGCCCUAGACCGCUUGCUGCUGCACCAAAAUCAGAUAGAAUGGGUUGACCGUUUAGCCUUCCAUGACCUGAAACGUCUAACUACCCUCUACCUGUUCAACAACUCCCUGGUGGAGCUGCCUGGACAGUGUCUGGACAUGCUGCCUGCACUGGAAUACCUGCGCCUCAAUGACAACCCCUGGUCGUGUGACUGUAAGGCCCUGUCGCUAUGGGAGUGGUUGAAACGCUUUCGAGGUUCAACUUCUUCAGUGGGUUGUCAGGCACCUGUUGAUAUGGUUGGGAAGAACCUCAAGGAACUGAGCAAGGAGGACUUCACCAACUGUUCACCAACUGUUUCUAACUCUGAAUCCAGAUCUCAAACUAACAAUUUAUCGGGCACAAUGAAUCCUUCCAUGAAUCGCGGAGUAGCAGUGGGGUCCGGAGGGCAGACGCACAUAGUCCAUCCUUCGAGGCCUGGGCGUACUCGGACCUGUCCAAAGCCUCGUAACAGGGUUGGCAAGGAAAAGGGUGACAAUGAGGUUCACCAUUCAAAGGAGGUCAUGACAGACAAGGAGGAUUCUUCUCCAGAUUUCACAGAGGGGGGAAAACAUGACCAUACAUCCCCAGAUGGCACGGUCACACGGAGGAAGCACAAGUGCAAUCCCCGGACCACUGUUCGUCCCCCUAGUGGGGUUCAGCAAGCCAACAAUAAGGCACCCUUAUCCAAGUCCUUACUACAGUUCCAAGCCAUCUUUGUGACCUUGAUAGUGACAAAUACUGACUACAUCCUUCGUUGACUACAGAGGAAUUAACAGCUACUAUUAACAGAAAAAAAAAAAAGCACAGCCCUCAGACCUUCUCUUGCUCCUGCAUUUCAAGGCCUGUGUCUUUAAUGUGCGUGUAUGAGUGUGCAUAUAUGUGUAAACGUUUUUGUAGGGGGGGCUUUACCGUUCAAACUGAUACAGAUAUCAAAUCAUCAAGCAUCUACAAGAAGAAGAACAAAAUCAAAGGGUCUAAGAAUGAUUACCGGUGAAUGCAGACUUAGCUUGCACUGCCACGGUCAAUAUAAUUUAAUUUGCCAUACAUCUUGGUGUCUUAUUCCGUUGCUUCUAACUCAACUGGAAGUCAGAUUACUAAACAUUGCUGCAAUCGGGAGAGAUGGAAGAGCAUGUAAGGUAAUAACUUGUUUAGCUCUGAAAAUAUUCGAGUUCUGCAGUUAAUUUUGAUUAUGCGCUCAGAGGUCAUACAAUUGCACGGAAGGUGCAACUAAGAAGUUGGUGAAUCUGAAAAUGCUCCAGUCUGUCUCGUUCUCAUCUUUUAUGCCAAAUGAAUUCUUCUGUUGCAACUUUUGUUAAGAAUAAUUGGGUGUGUAUUUUUUUUUUCAUUGACAAAAAAGUGAAGGGUAAGUACACUAUAUCAACAGAUUGUCAGUCAAUAUCAACCAUUGGAAUUUUUACAGUCACAUUAUAAUGUGAAAAAACAACCUACAAUCACAGAUUCUUUAUGGGCAUAAAAAGCAGUUGAACUCACAUGCUGUAUGAAGUGGUAGCAAAUGUCGUAAAAACACUGUGUAAACAGUAUUUAUACACCUAACUCUCUGACAUAUUAUGCGACACCACUUCUCUCCUGUGCAACUGAAGAUUAAGCUGCUUGCUGUUUCAAGAUGACAAGGACUGCCAUUUGCUCUUUUCAUCUGCUUGGAAACCAACGUGCAUCACCGCCAGAUCAAGCUGUGAAUACUGAGGAGUCCAUCUAUAUUUUGUGUCAAAUGUUGUUCAUCUGGUUUUUUCUAAGACACACAAUGGACCUACAGAUGAAUCCCCGCUGCAGGGCCGACAGGAGCUUUAGAGGUCAAGGGUCAAACUGGAGUUUCUCAGUUUCCCGGUGAGGUUGCGUUGAAUCGCUCCCUCCUCUGUGAGGACGUCCCGCUACCAUCCUCACUGAGAAUGUGGGGAAGAGUUUGUUUGUUUGUUUGUUUGUUUGUUUUCCUAUUCAUUUCAAAGGAGUACAAAAACAGGAAUCUAGACACACAAAAAAAAAAAAAAAAAUGUGCAAACCUUAAAUGACAUUACGAUCAAUAAACAAUUAAAAGAACAUUUUUGGAGCAUGGCAAAACUGGGAUCAUGCAGAAUAAUGCCUCUUCAUAAACUACUGCGAUUGUUCAUAGAUGUCCUUGGAUGAGGAUCUGAGACCAAGAUGAUCGCCUCUGAAUUAUAAAAGAAGAAAAGAAAAACCUUGCAGACUAUUACAGGAACAUUUUACUGUACUGCUGGAGCUUUUGUGCCUCCCUCAAAUGUACUGAUACGAUGUUGUUUGUAUCAGUGAUGUGAACUGUACCACUAACGACGAAACAAGAGGACAUCUCGCAGUGCUGAUAUUAAUAAUUUACUGUAUUACUAUGAGAAAAAAUAUCAGUGACAUCACUGAUAAUAACAGGGUUUUAUGCUCCUCCUGCCAGGAGUUUUUCAGUUUUUAAUUUUCCGGUAUGAUAUGUUUUUUUUUUUCCAUCUUAUAUUUUUAGAACCCUUUAUUUGUUAACACGCAGAUCCUCAUUUCCCUCUUUAUUGUGCAUCUUUUCCCCCCCCUUUUCCAUACUUAAAGUGUUCAGUAAGUUAUCGUCAAAGAAGAACAGUACAAAAAUGUUUAUAAAGAUAUUAAAAUCUAUAUCUUCUUAUGUCUACCAUCUUAGUCUGUGACUGUUUAUUGCAGCGUUUAGGUUUAUUUGGAGAAACUUUUCUUUGAAUUUGUUAAAACCAGAAAUCGAUUCUGUCAGCAAAUUUAGCUAUUUCCCACUCUGUUUCCCUCUUUAGCUUUGCUGUACUUUGCAAUCUGUCUCCCCUGAUUAGCUGUUGCCGGAUAAAC
Cololabis saira (Pacific saury) is the source of this 4151-nucleotide messenger RNA. It is a transcript of the gene rtn4rl1b, whose product is annotated as reticulon 4 receptor-like 1b. NCBI's taxonomy places the organism in Eukaryota, Metazoa, Chordata, Actinopteri, Beloniformes, Belonidae. The transcript has 3 exons. Gene Ontology annotation, molecular function: protein binding. The coding region runs from base 728 to 2086 and encodes 452 amino acids. The record is from RefSeq and is a predicted model, not a curated record. Gene Ontology annotation, cellular component: plasma membrane.